This is a messenger RNA of Ruditapes philippinarum (Manila clam), 2142 nucleotides long. RefSeq lists its product as uncharacterized. NCBI's taxonomy places the organism in Eukaryota, Metazoa, Mollusca, Bivalvia, Venerida, Veneridae. Gene Ontology annotation, molecular function: protein binding. The transcript has 2 exons. Bases 351 to 1631 code for a protein of 426 amino acids. The record is from RefSeq and is a predicted model, not a curated record.
CGUCAGCAGAGAUAUGGCAGGGAAAGAGGUAGCAACACCUGGGAUUACUGGGUCUGAGGAGAUAAUUAACUGUACUCCAUGCUCUGAAGCAGAGAGGACAACAGUUACUGUGGAAUGUAAAAGUCAUGAUGGACAUUUCAUUGACAGAUAUUGCAAAAACCAUGAUGAAGUGUGUUGCAAAAUUUGUGUGACAGUUAAACACUUGUCAUGCAAGGACGUAAACAAGAUAGAAACAGUUGCAGAGGGAAUUAAAGAAAGUCAAGAAUUUUGUGACUUAAAAUCUUCCUUGGAAAAGUUCAUUACAUCUGCAAAUCAGGAAAAAGCAUAUCGAAAUUACCACUUAAAAGAUAAUGACAGAGGAAAAAGAAAAGAUCUUGGCUGAUAUUGAUAAAUAUGAAGAGAGGUUAAUACAAAGGAUAAAAGUUCUAGCAAAUACAUCUAGAGAAAAUUUCCAAAAAGCUCAUGCAAAACAUCAAGAUGCAGUCAAGGCUGAUAUCAAAGAACUAGACACAGUUAUGUCAGAACUGACAAAGAGAUUCAACCAUAUUAAGGGAGCAGCCUUUCAUGAAGUUGAGGCCUUCAUAACAAUGAAGAAUUGCCAGAUUUUUUCAAAAGAGGUGCAGAAAGUUGAAACAGAUCUUUCUAAACACUGGCUGCAGACAUCCCUUUCAUACACGUUUAAUAAUGAAGUCAUACCUAAAAUAAUCACAGCAUUUGGAAAUGUUGUUGAAGAAACAAAGGAAAGUCCUGUAUUUUAUCUACAACUCAAACAAGCUGUAGAUAUUACAUGCCAAACUGACAGUAACAAGUGCAGUAUAAAUGGAAUAUGUCAACUACCUGACAAUACUGUGGUAAUCACAGAUGCCAAUAAUUCCAAGCUUAAACGACUGAGAGAUAAUUUAGAGGUGAAAGAUUAUAUUGAUUUAAAUGAUACCCCAGAAUGUAUGUGUGUAACAAAACCACAUGAGGUUGCCAUUGUGCUAAGGGAAAGAAACCUGGUUCAGUUUGUAACCAUUGAUGAAAACAUGACUUUAGAGUCAUCAUUUCCUAUAGUAGAAGGAAAAUGCACCAAGAUUGAUUGUGACCCUACUGAAAAUACAGUGUAUGUUUGUUGUAGGGUUGAAUGUGAAAAGCCUGAAAAGAAAACGCCCCUCCCCUUAACUAAUAACAUGACACACAAAUAUCAUGUUAUUGUUUACAGUAAAAAAGGUGAAUGUUUGUCAAUAUAUAACAAUCAGGAAGUUGAAAGUCGACAGUUUUGUAAGCCAUUGAAGAUACUUAUCAGUUUAGAUACUUUUGAUUUAAUUGAUGCAGAUACAAACAUAUAUACAUUUAGUAAGACGGAUAUGAAACAAAAGCCAACUAGAACAAGAUUCUACUAUUAUGAUGGAAGAUGCUCAUAUCUAUGUAUGAUGUCUGCAGACAAGAUGAUAUUUGGAAAGAAGUAUGGAGAAAUGUUUCUGAAAACAUUACCUGUGACACAGCAAAAAACACUUAAAAUAGAAGAUUUAUCACCUGUGCUAGCAGUACUUUUCAACAAAAAGAAGUCUACAUUGAUUGUUGUAGGAGAGUCAUGUCAAAUCAGAGAAUAUCGAAUAGGCUUAAAGAUACUAUAUCUUCUAAAAGAAUAAACAAAAGAAGAUACUGAAAGGAUACAAAAAUGUAACUGGUUAUAAAUUUGAAGCAUUGACAAUUGGUUAUUUAGACAAAAAAACAUAGUAUGGAAAAAUAUCUGUCAAACAACAGACAUAAAUUCACCAGCCUAGUGAUUGUUUCCUUGUAUCAGUAUAACACUAGAACUAUACAAUCUAGUCACAAAAUAUUCAUGUAUACAUUAUUUUCAAAAAGUUUUUUUAUUGUCAUAUUAUAUUUUCCAAAAAUGUUACUCAUCGGUCAAAUACCUGAACCAUAUUUUGCUUCUGCUGCUUUUCGGCACUUAGAACAGUUUAAGUGAUUAAGUACUAGUAUUUUGUGUGGAAGUCAAAAUACUAUAUUGUCUGCUAAAACCAUUAUUUACAUGUUACUAAACUAUUUUUUGCCCUUCCUAAAGAAAAUAAAACUGUUUCUAGGGCGUAAUGUGCAUUAUAAUUCAUUGCACUUACAAUAAUAACUAGAACUAUCACUCAAUGUGAUUAAUACCCC